AGUCGCGUGUUGAAAGUGAAACGUGACAGACGGCGACGGAGAUAGUAAAAAAAGAGAGAUAUAUAUAUAUAUAUAUAUCUAUUGAGUGGGAGAGGGAGAGCGAGAUAGUUGAGCCACUGUAGCAGCUUAAAGCAACUUGCGAAUUAGCCAAGCAAACAAAGCUUUUUCUUUUUGUUUUUAAUUUGUAUAUAGACCCUGAUUCAUACUGAACUACGUACUUUGGAGCCAUGGAUCAAAAGCGUGCCAUGCUUUAUCCCCCAGUGGAUUUACAAAUGCCGAGCGCUCCACUGCCGACACCGUUAAUCGGAGAAGAACCUGCAACCGGAAUAACUGGACCUAUUGAAGCACCGCCAUCAUAUGAUGUGGCAAUCGCAGCUCACCAUCAUGCCACACCUGAUGCUUCUCCCCCCGCUCCAGUGAUCAUUGUGAAUGCACAACCGUUACCAAUACACCAACCACAACAACAACAUCAACAACAACUCGAGCCGACAAUUGUGUCAGCAGCUCCAUCCAAUUUGGGCCCCAAUCCCUGCCGCGUGCUGUGUCCGGCUUGUGGCGUCCAGAAAACGACGCGAAUGACGCACACGCCAAAUGCACGGACUCACCUCGCUGCAGCCCUCAUCUGCCUAGUGGGGUGGUGUUUCUGUGCCUGUUUUGUGCCGUACUGCAUGAACAGUUGCCGCACUGGAAAUCAUUACUGUCGCAAGUGCAACACCUUCCUGGGUGUUUACAAUCCACAGGGUAUUAAAUGAGAUACGUACAGAUGCGCACGAGAUUAAACUAAGAUAAGAUAAGCUAAAUUUAAACUGUUGACAUAAGCAACUGCAGAUCGCAACAGCUGUUUAUUGUUUUAAUUAUGUACGUAUUUGUUUAAGUCUGCCUAUUAUAAAUAACUAAAUAAUAACACACAUGCAAACAUACAUAU
Molecule: messenger RNA, 925 nt
Organism: Drosophila innubila
Lineage: Eukaryota; Metazoa; Arthropoda; Insecta; Diptera; Drosophilidae
Product: lipopolysaccharide-induced tumor necrosis factor-alpha factor
Exons: 3
Coding region: 228-752 (174 amino acids)
Molecular function (GO): zinc ion binding
Source: RefSeq, a predicted model, not a curated record